Mesorhabditis belari is the source of this 1242-nucleotide messenger RNA. Lineage: Eukaryota; Metazoa; Nematoda; Chromadorea; Rhabditida; Rhabditidae. The record is from the annotation of a GenBank genome assembly.
AUGUUCCUCGUCGGUGAAUCUGUGGGAAUUUCAAAUCCACAAGCGAAAACUCAUUUGAAGUCACAUUGGAGAGACGGAAGAAUGAAUUCAAUCAAUGACCGAAAAUUGGGCUUGCACUUCUGCCGUAUCUCAGAAAAUGCGUCAUCGAUGAUGUCUUCGGUGCUUUGUGAUCUCUUUUUGGCGCUACAUGGAGCGAGGAGAGAUGCGGGAAACGAAAAGAGUGUCAAAACGAGCAAUCACAGCCUAAAGAAUUCGAUUUUCUUUCUAUUCAUCGGAUUUCUGGCUGGCGUUUGCGUGACUUUAGGAGUCAAUACAUUAGUUAAAACCCCACGUGAUCAAGGGGCUCUCUCGCGCGCUCGUCGUGAGCUCGAAUCCAGAACCGAUCUCACCGAUCCCAAAAUCUCGCCUCCUUUGGAUCUUUGCCGAAAACAGUUGUUUACCCUGAAAAACAAAUUGGCUGUGAGCGAAAUGAACGCGGCCACUCUUCGCGUAGAACUCACGCGGAAACAAGAGCGAAUCGAUGUGAUCACCGUCGAAAUUAAUGAAAAUCGCAAAACUUUCGAGAGUUCACUGAAAACCGAAAUUGAUCGAGCCGAGCUGAUCAUCGCUAAAUGGGUUGAAGAAAAGGAUGAAAGAUUAAAGCUCGAAUUCAAAUUUGGUGAAUGUGAGGAAAAUUUGAAAUUUUCCAAUGAGUCGAGUGCUCAAUGCCCAAAGCAAUGGAUUUACAAUAAAGAGACCGAGGCUUGCUACUUUCUCCAGAAUUUCACGCACUCCGACGGGAUCAAAUUCCACACAUAUGCUCGGGAUUUGGCCGAGCAUUUCUGCCAGAAUCACAACGCACAUUUGGCUUCGAUUCACUCAAAAAACGAGGAAGAUUUUAUAAGAGAGCUUAUUUCCUCAAAUCUCAAGAACUCAACUGAGUUGAAGAAUGAGGAUGAGAGAAAUGAGAUUUGCGAGUACGCCCCAGUUUGGAUCGGUUUAACGGGAAAUGGGCACUUGGGUGAUAAUCGAAACGAAUGGAUCGAUGGAAGUUCUUUUGACUAUUCGUCGGCUCGAACUGCCGAUGGAAUCUAUCUUUGGGAUAUCGCAAACGACGAGGGCUGCGGUUCAACAUUAUGGAAUUGGCGGAACCCAUCAAAAGUGCAUGCCCGAUUCCUAUGCAAACAACCAUCAACGAGUGAACGACAACUACAAGCGGCUGACUCGAAAAAUAAAGGAGACGAUGUAAUUGUCCCCAUUGAA